CUUUGACAAACUUAAGAAGAAUACUCAGCGAAAUAUGCAUUCAUUAUAUUUACCUUUCCUCGUUCUACUUGGAACACUGAGCAUAGUCGAUUGUCUGGAAUGCUACUCAUGUUCGGGUGUGUCAUCAGUCAACAACUGUAUAUCAACAACGCAAUGUCGAACUGGACAGUCAUGUUAUACAAACUCCUUUACAUCUGGACAAGACACAAAGUUAACAAUGGGCUGCACUAAUAACGAACAAUGCGGUAUUCAAUCAGGAAUUGUUGGUCGGGACGUUAGUGAACGAGAAACGAGCUGCCAUGAAUGCUGCAGUACAGAGAGAUGUAACUAUCAACUAUGUAUCCACUUUAAACCUACAACGUGUAUGGACGAUGUGAAAGUAGAUUGUGCUUACUUAAAUGCAAUGUUCAACAUAUGCAAAGACAUUCAGCAUUCGAAAAAUGUCUGUCCGAAAUUCUGCGGCCUCUGUACAUUAGUGGAUGGAAACUGGGCAGAAUGGUCGCAAUGGUCGGCUUGUGACGUGACAUGUGAAAAAGGGCUGCAGACAAGAAAAAGAACAUGUACUAACCCUGCACCUGCGCACCAUGGCCUUGACUGUGUUGGAAAUAAAACAGAUACAAAAACAUGUUUAAACCAGCCAUGUCCUAUUCACGGUGGAUGGACAGGAUGGGAAAAUUGGGGCGCAUGCUCAGUAACAUGCGAUGUUGGGGUACAGAGAAGGGUUCGUAAUUGCACAAAUCCUUAUCCUUCACGCUUUGGAGAUCAUUGCUUCGGAGAUCCAUUGGAAUACAAAAUAUGUAUGCAAGGUCCAUGUACAAACGGAGGAUGGUCUACUUGGGGAACGUGGACAACUUGCUCGGCAACAUGUGAUGGAGGUUUGCGAUCAAGAUUCAGAAAUUGUACAAAUCCAUCACCAUCUCUACAUGGACAAUAUUGUGCUGGACCAGUGACAGAGAUGGAAGAUUGCAACCAGAAACAAUGCGUCUCUGAAGUGGUGUUUCUCGCGCAUGCCCUUAGCACAUACAGUGUAAGUAGUGGUGAGAGAUUCAUCUUUACAACAAAUCUCGUCAACGUGGGCGGAGCAUACAGCAAUGCAAAUGGAUACUUUACAGCACCGGUGGGCGGAUCUUAUUCUUUUAGUUACCAGUUCUGCUUUUCCACCACUGGUAAACAUAUGUAUGUUAAUAUUAUGAUUAACAACACUUAUUACUCCGCUUCUCAUUAUUAUGAGGCACAAACAAACGUCUGCAAUUCAUCGAAAAUAUUUGUUUAUCUUAAAAAGGGCGACAGGGUAUGGGUGAAAUGUCACAGUGCAACGAGUGGCACUCAGUUGUAUGAGAACUCACAACACAUGAAUACAUUUUCUGGUAUUUUAAUUCGUACGUAGACUGAUUUACUAUUUUCACCCAUUAGCCUAUGAAAGGCUGUUUUAUUGUAAUCAAAUUACUUUAACCGAAUUAAGUUUAUGCAAUAUUAAUGAUGUAUUAGAAAGAUGUUUCAAAUAAUAACUUUAACAAGUAAUGGUCUUUUCUUUAAAUGUUGGACAUUAAUUUUGUUUAAAAUUGUAAAAAAAUGAUGAAUAAAAAUGUAA
Ruditapes philippinarum (Manila clam) is the source of this 1591-nucleotide messenger RNA. Its product is annotated as A disintegrin and metalloproteinase with thrombospondin motifs adt-1-like. The transcript is spliced from 10 exons. Bases 35 to 1387 code for a protein of 450 amino acids. Lineage: Eukaryota; Metazoa; Mollusca; Bivalvia; Venerida; Veneridae. The record is from RefSeq and is a predicted model, not a curated record. Gene Ontology annotation, molecular function: protein binding.